This is a messenger RNA of Perkinsus marinus ATCC 50983, 1584 nucleotides long. RefSeq lists its product as hypothetical. Bases 1 to 1584 code for a protein of 527 amino acids. The record is from RefSeq and is a predicted model, not a curated record. The transcript has 11 exons. NCBI's taxonomy places the organism in Eukaryota, Perkinsozoa, Perkinsida, Perkinsidae.
AUGCCGGUGGAAGAAAGGCUUCUACGUGUACAUGAGGGGGUUUCUUCGGAAGACAAGCUGCUGGAGAUGGCCGACGAUGCAGUGCCACUGACGAAUGGGGAGAGGAGCCGGAGAAUUCGGCGCUUUAUGGAGCGUCAAGAACAGUCGGCUGAGGCUAGACUGGCUCGGGCAGAGAUGAGAGAGCGAGCAGUGCUUGAUGCUGAAUGCACGUUCAAGCCGUCGGUCAAUCCUGUGUCAGAAGCACUAACAUCAGGCAUGUACAUAGCACGCCGUCGUGUGGGAGGUGCUUUAGGCCUAGUUAGGAAACGGCAAGAGUGGUUACGGGCUAGAGGUCCUCCUGAAUGCACAUUCCGGCCGGAGUUGAACUCCAAGUCGCGUGAGCUGAUCGCUAUCAAGGGCAAUGAGGACGAUAGAGAGAUUCAUGAGCGACUAUAUGAAGAUGCUAGCAGAAUCAGGAACGAACGGGAGAAGACAGAGAAAGAACAGGAGCAACAGCCUCCAGGGGCGACUCGAGAGCAUCCGAGCAACUCAUAUGGUCAUGUGAAGAGCCAUUACAACUUCGCCGAGCCAUCUCGGCUCAUGAGUGAUAUCACGAGGGAGCAGCAGCGACGGAGGCACAGAGUUGAGGAGUUGCGACGGAGACAAGAAUCGGAUGAACUGAAGGAGUGCACCUUUACUCCGAGGAGAGCCGCCGAUACUGGGGAGCCCAGCAUACGGAGAAACGAUAACAUGCAAAGCACCUCAACGAUGAGCUCGUGCUCUGCUAUACCACCGGGGCCUAUCCUCAUCAGCGGCUACGACAGGUUCAUGGCGAACCGUCGGAUGGCAGUAGAAGCCCGCAGUAGGGAUAGACAGAAGCGAGAAGCAUCAACGAUGCGGACCCAGUCGCAGCCCACGGAGUGGCUUCCAACACUGACGGUGCCUCAGCCAUUUCAGUUCAGUGCCACAAGCCGAUCGCGGCGAGUAGUACCAAAUGAUGAAUACAGCUUCCAGCCCGCUACCAACGAGUCCCGUCGACGUGCUGCACUCCGAACCGCACUUGGAGAGGAGGAGUUCUCGAGAUUCAUGGCUGAGCUCGACUACGAUGAUUCAGUCGCUGACUCUCACUAUUGCGAUGUAGCUUAUUGUGGCUGUGAGCAACGCAUCCAAUUCACGUGUCCUAUCGAGGCCCCUUUGCUUCCUGAAUGCUCCCACUGGGCGGCAACACAGUCUGAAGAUGCAACACUCGAAUUCGGCAUCGAUACUCUCGCACUUGCCUACAAUAAGUGCUGUAACGGUGGCCUCUCUGAGUACGGCCAUUUGCUUGGUGGUGGCGCUAUCACAUGUAUGCCAGCAUGCAAGAAGAUGGGUAGCACCAGAGUACCAGUGUGCUGCAUCCUAGCAAGAGGUGGAGGCCUCAGAGUAACUCUUUGCUCGCUAUUGGAGCUUCUCAGAUAUGCCCUCGCACUGAUACUAAAACCGUUAUCAUCGGUAGCAGUGUUACUCUGUCACGCCUUUGGAGUGUACACUGAGGACACAUUGGAGAGCAGAGUGGCCUUCCUCACUAUAACAGCGAUCGAUAUAAUGCAGCAAGAGGAUUUCUAA